GUGUUGGACUAUACUCAUAUUUAGAUCUUGCUCGGAAGGAUCAGAAACUACAGUAAGAUCAAAGAGUUCGGCUUUUGUAUAAAAAGCAUUCACACUACACACGUAAGACAAUUGCAUUAUGUUUUUAGUAAAGCGUCAUCAGGCGUUCAACGCCACUGCUCCUAAGAAAACCGCUUCCACUUUGGUCUCCUCUCUGCUGGCAUCUCCCUCACUAGCAUCCGAAUCCCCGUUUCAACCCAAACCUCCUCCGUCUUCCGAUUUUGAUUCCUCUCCUUUUCAGAAACUUAUCAAGCUUAAAGCUUCCAUACCCUUUUCUAAUCAAAUGGCUACUGCUCGCACCUUCAGUGCCUGUUCUGCCAAUCAUGGGUACAUGUUCCUAUACCUGCCUCUACGCUUCCGCCUUCCUAUAGAUCAACUAUGCUCUCGCCUGCGUCAACUGAAUAUCAACACCCGCCGUAUCCUCAACAUCCAUUUUUCCGAUCAUCACCCUGUUGCCCUCUUAAUUCAUAAUGAUUAUAAAAAUGAACUCCGCUCACAAUUAAAGAAAUUUAAGAUUCCCACAGGAUGA
Messenger RNA from Rhizopus microsporus ATCC 52813, 568 nucleotides. RefSeq lists its product as uncharacterized. Bases 119 to 568 code for a protein of 149 amino acids. Lineage: Eukaryota; Fungi; Mucoromycota; Mucoromycetes; Mucorales; Rhizopodaceae. The record is from RefSeq and is a predicted model, not a curated record. The transcript has a single exon.